AUGGGUCUCACGUCCCAGCUGAUUCCAGCUCUGGUCUGCUUACUAGCAUGUACCAGCAACUUCACCCAUGGACACAAGUACAACCUCACCUUACGAGAGACCAUCAAAACGCUGAACAUCCUCACAGCGAAAAAGGACCCACGGUGCAUGGAGCUGACCGUAGCAGACGUCUUGGCUGCCCCGAAGAACACAACGGAGGAGGAAACCUUCUGCAGGGCCGCGGCGGCGCUCCGGCAGGUCUACAGGCACCACCCGUGCUUGACCAAAAGGUUCCUGAGCGGACUUGACAGGAACCUCAGCAGCAUGGCCAACAAGACCUCCUGUCCUGUGAACGAAGCCAAGAUGACGACACUGAAAGACUUCUUGGAAAGGUUAAAGAGCAUCAUGCAAGAGAAAUACUCAAAGGGUUGA
Molecule: messenger RNA, 411 nt
Organism: Eptesicus fuscus (big brown bat)
Lineage: Eukaryota; Metazoa; Chordata; Mammalia; Chiroptera; Vespertilionidae
Gene: IL4
Product: interleukin 4
Exons: 4
Coding region: 1-411 (136 amino acids)
Biological process (GO): negative regulation of extrinsic apoptotic signaling pathway; positive regulation of isotype switching to IgE isotypes; extrinsic apoptotic signaling pathway in absence of ligand
Cellular component (GO): extracellular region
Molecular function (GO): growth factor activity; cytokine activity; interleukin-4 receptor binding
Source: RefSeq, a predicted model, not a curated record